CGCCGCGAUCGGGGUAGGGGUUCGACCAGAAGCGCCGUGCCAGGAAUUGCUGCGAGUUUUCUCUGGAGUAGCUGGUUCCCUCCCCGGAUCGUAGCGGGUCCGCUUUUGGUUUUGUUAUUCCUUCAUCUGCCUGCCGUCCUCGCAGGGAGACACGGUGCUUGGUUUUGUUUUUUUCCUUGCCGACUUUGGUGACUCUUGGAUAAGGAACAGACCUGUAAAGAUGUUUAUGUGGUGGUCAGCUGUUUUACUUCUUGGAUUCAUUUUGCUGGGAGCAGACGGGUGGCCAGCCAAGGAAGGAUAUGACUUUAGGCCCUAUCAGACCCUAGUAAGAUUACGUCACAAGCAGGAAAAGAAUCCGGAAAGCUCAAGAAGCAGAGGGUAUAUGAGUCAAAAUGGCCAUUUUGGAUCAUGUGAAAACAAGUACUGUGGUCUGGGUAGACACUGUGUUGUGAAUGGAGAGACUGGCCAAGCUGAGUGUCUAUGCAUGGAGCACUGCAAGCCACAUUACAAGCCUGUAUGUGGUUCUGAUGGGGAAUUCUAUGAAAACCACUGUGAAGUGCAUCGGGCUGCCUGUCUGAAGAAGAAAAAGGUCACCAUUGUACACAAUGAAGAUUGCUUCUUCAAAGGGGAUAAAUGUAAACCUACUGAAUACACCAAAGUGAAAAAUAUGUUACUGGAUAUACAGAAUCGGAGAUAUCUUGCACAGUCAAAAGAUAAAACCAUCGAUGAAAAAAUGGCUUUAAAGAAACUUCUUGUAGAUCAAAUGUUUAAGUAUUUUGAUUCAGACAACAAUAGACUUGUGGACUCUAAUGAAUUAUCUCAGGUAAUAAAAGGAGAUGAGCUUGGCAAGGAUCUGUCUGACUGCUCUCUGUUCGAUUUGCUGAAAUACGAUGAUUAUAAUAGUGACAAGCACCUAGCUCUGGAAGAAUUCUAUAGAGCUUUUCAGGUAGUUCAGCUGAGUCUGCCUGAAGAUCAAAAACUAAGCAUCACUGCAGCAACAGUGGGACAAAGUGCUGUCUUAACUUGUGCGAUCCAGGGAACUCUGAGACCUCCCAUCAUCUGGAAGAGGAACAAUGUCAUUCUGAAUAGCUUAGAUUUGGAAGAUAUCAAUGAUUUUGGAGAUGAUGGGUCCUUGUACAUUACUAAGGUUACCACAACUCAUUUGGGAAAUUACACUUGCUAUGCUGAUGGCUAUGACAAGCUCCAUCAAACUCAUAUUCUCCAAGUGAAUGUUCCACCAGUCAUCCGAGUCUAUCCAGAGAGCCAAGCCAGGGAGCCAGGUGUGACUGCCAGCCUUCGGUGCCAUGCUGAAGGUAUUCCAAACCCACAGCUUGGUUGGCUGAAGAAUGGAAUUGAUAUCACUCCAAAGUUAUCCAAACAGCUAACUCUUCAAGCAAAUGGCAGUGAGGUUCACAUUAGCAAUGUGCGCUAUGAAGAUACAGGAGCAUAUACUUGUAUUGCAAAGAAUGAAGCAGGGGUGGAUGAAGACAUUUCUUCUCUUUUUAUAGAAGAUUCUGCUCGCAAGACCCUUGCAAACAUAUUGUGGCGAGAGCAAGGUCUGGGAAUUGGGAACAUGUUUUAUGUUUUUUAUGAAGAUGGCAUCAAAGUAAUACAGCCAGUGGAAUGUGAAUUUCAGAGACAUAUUAAGCCUAGUGAAAAACUCCUUGGUUUUCAGGAUGAAGUUUGUCCCAAAGCCGAUGGAGAUCCUGUUCAGCGGUGUGUAUGGGCAACUGCUGUUAAUGUAAAAGACAAGUUCAUUUAUGUAACUCAGCCCACACUUGACAGAGUUCUCAUUGUUGAUGUUCAGUCUCAGAAAGUUGUGCAGACAGUAAGUACUGAUCCUGUUCCAGUGAAACUACACUAUGAUAAAUCCCAUGAUCAAGUCUGGGUGCUGAGCUGGGGAAACAUGGAGAAGAAUUCACCAACUUUGCAGGUGAUUACACAAGCCAGUGGGAGUGUUUCUCAUCACACGGUCCAUACUCAGCCAGUCGGAAAGCAGUUUGACAGAGUGGAUGACUUUUUCAUUCCAGUUACAACUCUCAUCAUUAACCAUAUAAGAUUUGGAUUUAUUCUUCAUAAGGAUGAGCCUGUGCUCCAGAAAAUUGAUCUAGAAACCAUGUCAUACAUCAAGACUAUUAGUUUAAAGGAUUAUAAUUGCAUUCCUCAGUCAUUGGCUUAUACACAUCUGGGAGGAUUUUUUGUCUGUUGUAAGCCUGACACUACUGGGGCUAUCCUGCCGCAGCUGAUAGUGGAUAGCAUUACUGAUUCUGUGAUUGGGUACAAUGGGGAUGUGACAGGCACCCCACAUAUCUCUCCAGAUGGACACUAUCUUGUCAGCAUUGAUGAUGCAAAAGGCCUCAUGAGGAUCCAGUCCAUAACAAUGAGAGGAGAAAUACAGGAUGCAUUUGACAACACUAAUUUGCACAUAUCGGAUGUAGCUUUUCAGCCAUCAUUCACUGAAGCUCAACAGUACAAUGUCUACUGUUAGCUCCAGCACACAACUGAUGUCUCUUCGUGGAGCUCUCCUCUGGGAAAGGUUAAGAUUGGGAAGAGUCUGAAGGAGCCUCUCCCAAGGCAAGCGUGAAAAUGGCCUUGGAACAGUAAGAAUCGUCUGAUUAAAGACAGUGGCCUUUUUGGUCAGUAUCUCCUGACCCCUUCAAAGGAAUCUCUGUUUUAUCCUGGACCAUGGACGGCUAAAUUAAGUUAA
This is a messenger RNA of Calypte anna (Anna's hummingbird), 2707 nucleotides long. RefSeq names its product follistatin like 5 (gene FSTL5). The record is from RefSeq and is a predicted model, not a curated record. Gene Ontology annotation, molecular function: protein binding; calcium ion binding. Lineage: Eukaryota; Metazoa; Chordata; Aves; Apodiformes; Trochilidae. Gene Ontology annotation, biological process: multicellular organism development; regulation of BMP signaling pathway; cell differentiation.